CCGCACGGGACGAGCCGUCGGGUCGCGUUUGGCGAUGGAGAGUUUCCAAAAGUACUUUCUCCCAUGAUCCAUCACCCCGCAAACUGCACUGCCACAAGCAAACCAAACUGUCUCCAGCGCACGUUCAGACCCUGAAAGACAUCAGUAGUAUGCUUCUAAGCCUGCAGUAACUCGCCCGUUCACUCUUCUCUAUCUCUCUAUAACUUGUUUCCUGUCCUCCGCGCUCAGGAGCGUCGACCCUCCGAGUCCCGCUCGAAAUGGCGGACCGGCGACCUGAAGGUGGACGAGAGUCCUCUACCGAACCUGCCAUCACGUCUCCACGAUCUAGUAUUGAUUUUCACCCCGCUGCUGCUGCUCGCAGUCCUCCAUUGCGUUCGACUGAACUCAGUAUCUCGUCGUCAAACCGCCGCAGUUUCCACGAAGCGCUGCGGUCGAUGCCUCAGUCUCCCCGAGCCCGACGACAACCCUCCCUGACCCAGGCCGCUAUUCAGAGUCUUAUCGACAAUCCUCCAGUUCCAAAUCCCUCAGAUCCAGCUUUCGCCGGUCGCGACUGGAGGCAGAUCACAAUAGGAGAGCUUGUCAAGCCGGAUGAUCUCAAAUACGUGCAGCUUGACACGGACAUCGAGGAAGCCACCAACCUCCUGAUCGACUCUAACGCGCCAAUUCUUCUAAUCCGAGAGACCGCUCAAGACAAGUCUGCCGUUAGCACGUUCGAUUAUACAGACCUCAACACGUAUCUGCUACUCGUGGUUGGGUUAGCGCAACCAGCUCCAGAGGAUAUCGAAUACUUCCAGCAAUUAGCGACUAGGGCCAGAGAAGGACAGAAGGUUCCACUGAAAGAUGUCAAGGCGAUCGGUCGUAAGGUCCCGCUCGUGACGCUGCCGGCGUCCGCCAGUUUGAUGACGACGGUCGAGACAUUCGGAGGUGGUGUUCACUGGGUGGUGGUAGUCAAGGACGACAGCUCGGAAGUUGUGGGGAUAUUCAGCCAGUUUCGACUCGUCAAAUUUCUCUGGGAAAAUGGACGAAGUUUCCCGGUUAUCGAUGAGUUAUACCCGCAGUAUCUGAAGGACUUGAUAGUUGGAUCUCAACAUGUCAUCUCGAUCAAUGGAGAUAGGCCGCUCUACGAGGCUCUGCGACUGAUGGAUCAGGAGGGAAUCAAUUCUCUUGCUGUCGUCGAUAGCCAUUCUAACGUUGUUGGUAAUAUCUCGGCAGCAGAUGUCAAGCUCUUGACCAAGUCCACCUCCCUGCCACUGCUGCAUAACUCUUGUAUCCACUUCAUUUCCGUGAUACUGUCGACGCGUGGCCUAAACGAGGGCAAAGACUCCUUUCCGGUCUUUCACGUAAAUCCCACGUCGACUCUAGCUCAUACAGUUGCCAAAAUGGUAGCUACUCGGUCCCAUCGUUUGUGGGUGACUGACCCACAGUCUCCGUCAUCUUCUGGACCUCCGACACCAUCUCAUUCCUCCACCCAGAUCCCUCUCUAUACACAGGGGAAUCCAGCCCCAGCUCAAACGUCGCUCACCCCUCCUUUACCCUCCCCUGGUUCACCUCCGCCGAUUAACACCCAGCCAAGCGCACCGCCAAACUACACUAGUCCACAUCUCCCGACUCCUCCGCAGCCUUACCAGGUGGCAUCGACUGUAGGCGGCACAGCUGCAAGCCUGCCACAAGUGAUGGCUCCCUCAAUCCCGGCAUCUGCCCUGCCGGGCGCCUGUCUAUCGGGCCGCCUGGUGGGAGUUGUCAGCCUUACGGAUGUGCUCAAUCUGUACGCUCGUGCCAGCGGCUUAAGGCCUGCAGACCCUGCAGAGACCCGAAACCGCCGGAGGCGCAGCAGUAGUUCUAGCGUUAAUGUGCGAAAAAGUGGCGACAUUGGUCGAGAACUCUUAGGUCGUGGUGGACCAUGAAUAUCACAUGUAUGUGACUAAGUGUCUGUGGCUGGCUGGACUCUGGUAAGUCCAAAGUACCAAACACAGCAAAUAGAAUUCUCAGCAGCUAUGAGUCAGUCUGGGCAUAUCAUUUUCUAUGAGGGCUUGUGUGAGUACUGGACAAGGCAGAUCAGCUUCCCCAGUUAGCGUACGCUUAACCUCCACCUGCUGUCGCUAUUGUCACAGCCACACAAGACCCAUUGUUCGAUUCUUA
Paecilomyces variotii is the source of this 2139-nucleotide messenger RNA. Its product is annotated as CBS domain protein. Gene Ontology annotation, biological process: regulation of mitotic metaphase/anaphase transition; cellular response to glucose starvation. The record is from RefSeq and is a predicted model, not a curated record. NCBI's taxonomy places the organism in Eukaryota, Fungi, Ascomycota, Eurotiomycetes, Eurotiales, Thermoascaceae. The transcript has 5 exons. Gene Ontology annotation, molecular function: protein serine/threonine phosphatase inhibitor activity. Bases 258 to 1904 code for a protein of 548 amino acids.